Molecule: messenger RNA, 2694 nt
Organism: Sebastes umbrosus (honeycomb rockfish)
Lineage: Eukaryota; Metazoa; Chordata; Actinopteri; Perciformes; Sebastidae
Gene: ogal
Product: O-GlcNAcase like
Exons: 17
Coding region: 215-2317 (700 amino acids)
Biological process (GO): glycoprotein metabolic process
Molecular function (GO): beta-N-acetylglucosaminidase activity
Source: RefSeq, a predicted model, not a curated record
AGGUGUACUUCAGUCAUCACAAAACCAGAGCUGUGUUUUCUUUUAUUCGCUCACAGUAUUUACAACUUCAGACUUUAGACCAUGAAAGCAUCACCGUCUGGUGCAAUCAAAUUAAAACCUAUGAGUGACAAACAGGCUGCAGAGUGUGUCAGUGCUGCAGCUGCUGUGUGAGCAUUAGGAGAGACUGAGACUGAGGAAGAGACUAAAUCCAAUCAUGUCGACACCAGGAAGAGCCAAGGAGCGAGCCCACACUGGGACCAACAGGUUCAUCAGUGGAGUAGUGGAAGGUUUUUAUGGGCGACCGUGGACUAUGGAGCAGAGAACAGAGCUGUUUAAACGAGAACAGAAGUGGGGUUUGAACACAUACCUGUACGCCCCCAAGGAUGACUACAAACACAGGAUGUACUGGAGGGACCUGUACUCCGCAGAGGAGGCAGAACAACUCGUCGCCCUGAUAUCAGCAGCUAAACAGCACGACGUGGAGUUCGUCUAUGCAAUCUCUCCAGGCCUGGACAUCACGUUCUCUAGCCCCAAAGACGUCGCCGCCCUGAAGAGGAAACUGGAUCAGGUGAAGCAGUUUGGCUGCAGGUCCUUCUCUUUACUCUUUGACGACAUCGACAGGGAGAUGUGUCCAGCUGAUAAGCAGGCCUUCAGCUCCUUCGCCCACGCUCAGGUGGCCAUCACUAAUGCGGUUUACCAGCACCUGGGAGACCCAGACACCUUCCUCUUCUGUCCGACAGAUUAUUGCGCUGCAUUCUGCACUCCCAGUGUGUCCCAGUCGUCUUACCUGCACACUGUGGGAGAGAAGCUGCUGCCGGGUAUCGACAUACUGUGGACUGGUCCCAAAGUGGUAUCCCACAAAAUCUCUGUGGAGUCCAUAGAAGAGGUGUCCUCCGUCCUGAAGAGGGCGCCAGUCAUCUGGGACAAUAUCCACGCAAACGACUACGACCCCCAAAGGAUUUUCCUAGGCCCCUUUAAGGAUCGUCCCACUGAGCUCAUUCCCAAACUGGGAGGAGUGCUCACCAAUCCCAACUGUGAGUUCUUCCCAAACUUUGUGGCCAUCCACACCUUGGCCACGUGGUGCAAAGCAACCGCUGAUGGAGGACAGAGGGAUGUGGAAAUGGGCGAUGAAGAGCAGGACGCUGGCUACAGCCCCCAGAAAGCCCUGAUCCUGGCCCUCACCGACUGGCUGCAGGAGUUUCAGAGCACCGAUCAACCUGGAGGCCCUCGUCGUCCUCCUGCUCGUCUCAAGAAGGAGUCGUCGGAUGAAGAGCCCAUGCAGACAGACGUGGGAGAGAGCUCCUACACUCCUGGACCUGGAGAGAACCCGCUGUACACAGCAGAGCCCCUGACCCUGGAGGACCUGAAGCUGCUGUCGGACCUCUUCUACCUGCCGUACGAAUACGGCCUGACUGCCAGGACCAUGCUGCAGGAGCUUGACUGGCUCAAGAACAACAGUUGGGCCGCCACUUCAGAGACAGACAAGACUGCGGAGUGGCGCUCAAGAGCGCAGCAGUUUGAUGACAUGUGCGAAGCGGUGGUGCAGAUGUUCAAUCGUCUGUCGAACGCCCCGAACCGCAGCAUCCUGUAUGACCUCUACAACUACAUAUGUGACAUCAAGAGCGGGGUCGGUCUGGCUCGAUCCUACGUGAAAACACUCGGAGGGCAGGGUCGACCCUCAGCCCAGCUGAUGAACGACGAACCUGAACCCUGGGACUUCAGAGGAGGCCUCUCUGGGGAGUUCCAGAGAAUGCUGCCUUGCCACGGAAACAGGGACCUGUUCAGACAUCCUCCCAUGACGGCGGUUUACAACAUACGGCCGCACUGCCCCGAGGACAAGUUGGAGGUUCAAAGGAUUUUCAGGGAGAUGCAGAGCGCAGGAGAGGGCAAAGUCCCCUUGAUGAUGCAGCCUCCGCUUAUUGGUGACAGCCUGUCAUCAGGUGAGAUCUCCCCGUCCCCUCAGUGUGCUCUCGUCCUGGAGGAUGACAUCGGGGUGUGUGGUUACGCCCUGGCACUCACCGACGCCAAACCAGCCGCAGCGAAGAUUCAGAGGGCAGUAAGUGAUCCAGUGUUGGAGGACUUCCCCUCCCUGGUUACCAUACAAGUGCUGCCCCGGGUCACUGAUCCCUCUCCAGCCAAGCGCAUGAUUGGUCGGCUGUUGUCCUCCAUCAGGAGCAGCGGUUCCAGAGGAGCGUUCUGUGAGUUGAGGCAGAGCGAUCGGAGGAUGCUCGACUUUUACACUAAACUGGGCUCCUUCAAACCCAUUCAAAUGGCCGGUCUACCUCAGGACAUCCUCGCCAUGGGAACAAGCCUGUGAACAAGAUGAAUCACAAGGAUUUUCCUCAGGUUUGAAAUGUUUUGGAGAUAAAACGGAAUAAUUGCUAACUUUGCAGCAUGUCAAACUGAAAUCCGUCGUUAUUUUUGAUCAGUUAUAUCAUUAUUUGUGAAAUUUAGUUUAGUGCCAACGUUCUCCUGCAAAGUUGUAACAUCAGUCAAUGAAAUGUUUAAUGAAAUGUGCGCAACAAAGUACUGUGUAGUGAUGAAAAGUGUAAUGCAAUAAUACUGAUUUUGUAGACAACAUUUUAAAUGUAUAAUGAUUAUUUUUUGGAUAAAUCUGUUUGUUUUAACAAAUGUUAACAUAAUGUUGCAUCUUCACGGUUGGUGGCAGACCCAUUAAAGACAAGGUACAAAACA